UGUAUAUAUAUAAAACUCUCCCCUAUCCCACCUCUCUCUCUCCCUCUCCCCACCCUGCUAGGGUUUUGGAGGGCCCCCAUUCUCCUCCUCCGCACCUCGCCCCCAACCGCCCCCUCUCUCUCUGUAACCAUAACCCUAGCCCUAGGGAAUUAGGGAUCUCGUCGUCUAGGGUUUAGGCGGAGCUCGCGCGCCAUGGAUAGAUACACUAGAGUGGAGAAGCCGCGGCCGGAAUCGGUCAUAAACGAGAACGAGAUCCGAAUCACGUCGCAGGGACUCAUCCGGAACUAUGUGAGCUACGCUACGAGCCUCCUACAGGAAAAACGGGUGCGAGAGAUUGUUUUGAAGGCCAUGGGACAGGCAAUCAGCAAGGCUGUGGCUAUUGCAGAGAUAAUAAAGAAAAGGAACCCUGGGUUGCAUCAAGAUACCUCUAUCAGUUCUGUCAGUAUCACUGAUGUGUGGGAGCCUGUUGAAGAGGGCCUUGUACCAUUGGAAUUGACACGCCAUGUUUCAAUGAUCUCGAUCUCUUUGUCGCUGAGAGAGCUGAAUAAGAAUUCCCCUGGAUACCAAGCUCCACUUCAUGCAGAGCAGCCAAAGCAACAAAGAAGACUUCAGCAGACCCAGCAGUAUCAGCAGCCGCCACAAUAUCAAACAAGGCAAACACAAGAUUCAUAUGAACGAGGCCGUGGUAGAAGAAUAGUGAGAGGUAGAGGAAGAGGAAGAGGGUGGAGUAGAGGAGGAUAUGGUGAAUAUGGUGGAUAUGUGAACAAUCAAGGUGGAUAUGGUGGAUAUGGCAACAAUCAGGAUGGAUAUGGAGGAUAUAACUACAAUCAAGGUGGAUAUGGAGGAUAUGAGAACAACCAAGAAAAUGGAGGAUGGAACUCAAAUUGGGGUCGGGGUGGCGGGCGAGGUAGAGGAAAUUGGGGUUACCGUGGUAAGCUCUUAAAACAGCAAACUGUGCCCCUUUCUCUGCUGUUAUGUGCGUCCAGAAUGGUGCAGGAUAUGAAAGAGGCAGAGGUGGUGGAGGGCCCGGAGGUAGAGGUUACAUCCGCGGGCGAGGAAGGAUGGGGGGCCGAGGGAGAGGGAACCAGGCCUAUUAAAAUGGGUGAUGGCUUCUUAAACUUCUCACAGCAUGCUUGGUUGUUUCUUGCGAAAAAGAACUGAGUUAUCCAUUGGCUUGUCAAAUGUGAGGUGUGGUUGUUUGAUCGCUAAGGUUUAAUCAUAAGCUAUGUGGUUUGGUGCUUAAUUUCAUUAUGCAGAAUAUUAGCAAGGUCAUCUCAUGUUCGUAAUUUCUGUGGUUCAAGUACUUGAGCAUGCGAUUAUUCAUUGCCCUUCACUAUUCCUGUACCCACCAACUCUACGGCCUGCAGUAGAAGUCAAUUUUGCAGUUGUUUAUUUUAACCCCGAAAUGUUUGUUUAAAA
Molecule: messenger RNA, 1419 nt
Organism: Ananas comosus (pineapple)
Lineage: Eukaryota; Viridiplantae; Streptophyta; Magnoliopsida; Poales; Bromeliaceae
Product: TATA-binding protein-associated factor 2N-like
Exons: 8
Coding region: 193-1161 (322 amino acids)
Molecular function (GO): RNA binding
Source: RefSeq, a predicted model, not a curated record